UCCAACAGCCAUGUAAACAACACUAUGAAGAUGGACGAGGAUUUGGCUGAUUACGUCCAGAAAUUGAAGGUGUCAGACGACCUCUUCAAGGAUAUCAAGUUCUACGCGACAGGAAAAAUUCCAGAUGAGGUUUUAAAGCUGUUGACAGAUGGAGGGGCCAAGCAAGAUGCACACAUCACAGAUUUCAUGACCCAUCUUAUCACAGGAGAAGAUCCCAAUGAGAAUGAUGUUGGUGUUGUAAAAGAUAUAUACGAGAAACCUGUUGUUACGCAGCGAUGGGUCAUACUGUCAGUCAAGUGUGGGAAGCAACUGCCGGUAGAAGGCUUCAACCCCGAGAACAAUCAAAUGUUUUCUGGUGUGAUUGCUAGUAUAUCAAAACUAGGAAAGGAAGAUUCUCUUGCAAUUUGGGCUAUGAUAACAUUUUCAGGAGGUCAGUUGAAACUUCACUUCGACAACUCAUGCACCCAUCUUAUUAUUGGAAAACCAGAGGGGGCAAAGUAUACAACAGCACUUGAGUAUGAAGACAAUCUCAGCAUUGUGACUCCUGACUGGGUCACCGAGUCCAUAGCAGAAGGGGAAAGAUUAGACGAGACAGAGUACCACCCAAGGCUGCUAAGACUGCCCAAAUCAGAUUUAAUGCAUACACCAGAGCCAAGUAUAGCGAGAGAGCGAAAAAAGAAGGAUACAUCCCAUCAACAGAGAAACGAGGAGUUGAAGAAGAAGGAAGAACCAAAGAAAAAGGAGGUUGAAAAGAAAUCACUCUUUGAUACUCUGCAAUUUAGUGAUGAUGAGGAAGAGAGUACCAAAGGUAACUCUCUACUUGAUCAACUGAAGACUCCCCAGUCUUGGAAACAGCCAAGUACCAAGCCAACAGUAACAACAAGAGCUUCAGCUAGUACUACUUUUGGCUCUCCAGUAGCUCAUGACAAGCCUAGAGCUCCUUUGACAGCACCAAUCUCCAUAACAAAUCCACCACAGACAGUAACGACUCGAUCAGUCACUCCUCAGCCCAGUCCAGCACCCAAGGCCAUUGCUCAAACCACAGCUGCAGGUUUGCGACAGGUUGCAACUCAACCAACCACAGAACUGGCUGACCAAUCAGAAUCUGAUGCAAGUCCAUCAAGACCAAUUACAGCACAAGGACAACGUGCUGGACUUCAACAGGCUGCAGCAACUUUAGGUCCUACCUUGAACAUGGGACCAGCACAGACCCCCAAUACACGUUCCUCUGCACAGUUAGAGGCACCAUCUCCUGCAACCUCGAUGGCCCAGACAGCCCAAGGCAAUGUGGCUCGUGCAACUCCUCCAAUACCUUCACGUGUAACCCCACCAAACACAUCUCGUUCUACUCCACCCAACACUGCCCGUGCUACACCACCUAACAAUACUCUUAGAGUUACACCACCUAAUGCCUCUCGUGCAACCCCACCUAGUACCUCAAGAGCUACCCCACCAAAUACUGCAAGAGAAACUCCUCCAGCACGCACCACCCCAACACCCCCCAUGUCUUCUCGUGCAACUCCCCCUUCCACCACUCAUACGCCAUCACCAGUUACCUCUCGUGCAACACCACCAUCCACAGCUAGAGCAACUCCUCCUGUGAUUUCAAGAGGGAAUCCUCCUGUGGUUGGGCCUGCUGGGCCCAGAGUUCCUGCAAUGCCACUAACAGUGACUAACCCAGGUGUUCGAGCUCCAGGAGCAGUGUCACAAGUGGCUCCAGGGGAAAUUCCAAUACCUAACAUGCCACAACAGGUUCAUACAGUUGCUAUCCCAGGGGCAGUCGUUAGACUUCCGCAAGGAGUUACCCCACGCAAGUUACAGAUGAUGACUCCAACAGAACGGCACUCCUUCCUACAAAACCUUCAUCAAAAACAAAUACAGGAACAGCAGUCCAGGGGAAAACCUCGUGCUGGAAAACCUCCUGGUCCACAGUAUAAACAGGGUGUAAGGUAUGCUGCAACUGGUAUCCAUACACCAGGUACCCCAGCAACACCUGGCACACAAGUUUCCUCAUGGCCUGGCACAGGCCAGGGAACACCAGUUGUAAGACCAGCCAUGGCUGGCAGUGGCCCAGGAACUAUAGCUGUUUCUUAUCAAUCUGGGCAGGUGCAAGGGCAGACUCCUGGAGCUCCUCAGGUUGUUACAGCAGUUACCCCAGGUGAAGGUGUGAGACCAGGAUGGCCUGGACCAGGACAGCAGCAAUACCCAGGAGGUCAGCCACAACCAGGUACAAGGGUUGUUGUAGGUCAAACAAGCUGGCAACAGCAGCAGCAACAAUCGGGUAUUCGUGCUCAGGCUCCAGCUACUCCAGGACAACAGCCAACCUCUCAGACGUUGUUACCACAACAUGUUCAGCAAUUACAACUGCAGAUUCAGCAGUUGUGCCAGCAGUUCCCUCAUCUUACACAGCAAGAUGCUUCACAGCUGAUCCCUCGCAUUCCAGCUCAUUACCGCCAGAUUCAGCAGUUAGAUAAUGCUCAGCGAAGUGAGUAUUUAGCACAGCUAGAACCCAAAGAAAAGCAAGUUGUUACUUAUUUCUUUCUAAGGAAAAGUUGGCACUCCUCAGCAGUCUCCUCAUAACUGGCAACAACAACCACAGCAGCCAGGGCAGCAGCCUGCCCCACAAGCAGCUGUUCAGGGUGGUCAGUAUCCACCCAUGUCACCCCAUGGAAGGCCAAUACCAGGACGUCCAAUGCCUCAAGGUUAUCCAGGAUGUCAGCCAGGUGGUGUAGUAUCACCAGGUCAAGGGUCUCCUCAUAUGGUAGCUGGAGGCCAGCUGACUCCACAACAACAACUUACACCACAUGUUUCACCACUAGCAUCUCCUCAUGGACAUUCACCUAUUCAUAGGGGAGAUGGAACUCUUAUGGGUCAUCCAGGAGCUAUACAGGGAUCCCCAGUGCCACAGAACCUUGUGAAUCAACAGAACUUGGUUAAUCCAAAGACAAAGACUGCUUUAGCUAUUCAUCUAACAAACAGAGGAGUGAUCUCACAAGGCCCACAGGGGCCCAUUGAGGUUCCACCACAUGUAGUACAGAAGCCUGGCAUACCACAAGAAGCUGUUCAAGGUCCAGGAGGAGAGCCAGUAAUGUUGUACCAACGUAGAGCGCUUGGAAAUAUUACGGGAUCGGUGACAAACAACUUGGUACGGCCUCCAGCCCAAGGUGCUCCAGUUGGUAUUGUUGGAGGCCAUGGGUAUCCCAGGCCAGCUCCUCCUCCUCACCCUGCUGCAGCUACUCCACCCAUGGCGCCAACUGCUUCACACUAUCCUCGCCCUCAUCUUGUUGGACAUGACAUCAACAUCAUGUUACCACGUGAGCUUUGCCUGGUUGGAUGUGUCUUCUACAUUGCUGACUACCACGGAGAAGUAACAGUGGAGACACUGCAUGCAUGGAAGAGGGUCAUUCAACAGCAUGCUGGAGAGGUUGUUCCGAUCUAUGACUCUGCACGGGUUACUCACCUGCUCUGCAAACACCAGAAAUCACCAGUGUUUAUGCAAGCAGUGCGUGAAAAUAAACGCUGCAUUACCAUAUUUUGGCUGAAUGAUGUUCUUCUUAGAGGAAAAAUGGCUCCUCCAUGGCAGGCUAUACACCUCCCUACUCCAUUUGGAAAUGAUAACAAGCCUUGCAAAGAUCUCAUAGUUAGUGUGAGUGGAUUUGAGAAUGAAGAAAGAACCAUCAUCAAGUUAAUGCUACAGUUGGUAGGGGCCAAAUAUACAGGUUAUUUUUCAAAACAUAACAGCCUUCUCAUCUGCAAAAGGUUGGAAGGAGCAAAGGUAGCCAAGGCAAAAGAAUGGAAGCGUCCUGUCGUGAAUGGUGUGUGGCUAAGCGAGGUGUUGUUGGGGCAAAACACACCUCCACUAGUCUACCAUGGGACACGGUAUCAACAUUACUUGGAUGACCCUCUCCGCAUAGAUCCUUCACUUGCAUCACAUCUUUUUAAUGCCUGGAAAUACCACAUAAGUGUUUCUAAAGAAUCUGUUGAAAAGGCCAAGGCAAUGAGGGAAAUGGCAUUAAGAAAGAGAAAAACAGAGGCAGAUGGGGACCAAGAGAACAAACGUGCUUGUCUUGAGCCACCUCCAGCUCCACAUCUGGGAGCCACUCCUUCCCAAACUCCAACACAACCCACAGCACCUUCCCAGUUACCCAGCACACCCACUGGUGGUCCACCUCAAACAUCCUUACCUUCCAUUAGUGGCUUUGGAGGCCCACUGACUAUCAUUAACAAAGAACUCCCUCCAGAACAACACAGACCUCGUAUUUUGUUAUCAAGUAUAAAAAAUAAGGAAGAAAUUGAAAGGAAAUUGCUUGAAUUAGGUGGUUACUUGGCUAAGACGAGUAUUGAAGCCACUCACUUAGUUAUGGGGAUAGGCACUGC
Molecule: messenger RNA, 4377 nt
Organism: Penaeus monodon (black tiger shrimp)
Lineage: Eukaryota; Metazoa; Arthropoda; Malacostraca; Decapoda; Penaeidae
Product: PAX-interacting protein 1-like
Cellular component (GO): MLL3/4 complex
Source: RefSeq, a predicted model, not a curated record